AUGGGUUGCUUCCCUGUGUUGUGGAGGAAGAAGAAUUCCAGAAGUCAGAUUGUGCAACGUGACCAAGACAUCCCAAUCGCAGGCAAUGUGAAAAUCUACUCGUCCAAGGAGCUGAGAAAAGCCACAAGAAACUUCUCCCCGGGAAACAAGCUUGGACAGGGUUCUUUCGGCCGUGUCUACCUGGGAAAACUGAACAACGGCGAGAAGGUUGCCAUCAAGGUGCUCUCCUCAGAGUCGAGGCAAGGAACAAAGGAGUUCUUGAAUGAGCUGAGUGUCAUAUCCAGCAUAACUCAUCACAACCUAGUCAAACUGCAUGGCUGCUGCGUCGAUGGAGGCCAAAAGAUGCUGGUCUACAACUACGUGGAGAACAACAGCCUUGCACAGACCCUUUUUGGUAAUUCCCGCAGUGGCAUCAGAUUAGACUGGAGAACGAGGGUGAAGAUCUGCAUUGGUGUUGCUGAUGGGCUCACCUACCUUCACGAAGAAGUCCAUCCACCGAUCGUCCACCGCGACAUCAAAGCGAGCAACAUUCUCCUUGACAGAAACCUGAGACCCAAGAUAGCAGACUUUGGGCUGGCAAAGUUCUUCCCAGGCAACAUGACACAUAUCAGCACCAGGGUUGCAGGGACGCUAGGAUAUCUUGCGCCAGAGUACGCCAUCCGAGGGCAGCUGACCAAAAAGGCCGAUGUCUACAGCUUUGGUGUACUGCUGCUGGAGAUUGUUAGUGGCAGAUGUCACACUGAUCCCAGAUUACCUUUUGACGAGCAGUUCCUCCUAGAAAAGGUCUGGACACUCUCUGAGUCCGAUGAUCUUGAGAGCAUCAUUGACAGGACCCUGAAGCACGACUUUGACACUGAGGAAGCACGUCGGUUGCUGAAAAUAGGUCUUCUGUGCACCCAGGAUAGCCCCAAGAUCAGGCCCUCCAUGUCAAUGGUCGCCAAGAUGCUGAAGGGUGAGUGUGCUGUAAGUGACAAGAUCAUGAGGCCCGGUCUGAUCACAGAUGUUAUGGACCUGAAAGUGAGGACAGUAGAGCCGGUUCAGUUCAGUUUAUCCCCAUCGAUGUCUCCUGCACUGAGCAGCUCACUGGUGUCCACACUUGCAUUAGCUGGUAGCAGUGUUGUAGAGAGCCGCUGA
Molecule: messenger RNA, 1134 nt
Organism: Miscanthus lutarioriparius
Lineage: Eukaryota; Viridiplantae; Streptophyta; Magnoliopsida; Poales; Poaceae
Source: the annotation of a GenBank genome assembly